Messenger RNA from Dovyalis caffra, 3771 nucleotides. The record is from the annotation of a GenBank genome assembly. NCBI's taxonomy places the organism in Eukaryota, Viridiplantae, Streptophyta, Magnoliopsida, Malpighiales, Salicaceae.
AUGGAGGCGAUACUGGCUCGUGCGUUAGAGUACACGCUCAAGUACUGGCUCAAAUCUUUCUCUAGAGAACAGUUUAAGCUUCAAGGCCGGACCGUUCAACUUUCUAAUUUAGAAAUAAAUGGAGACGCUUUGCACGCGAGUAUGGGAUUGCCGCCGGCGCUGAAUGUAGCAAAGGCGAAAGUAGGCAAAUUCGAGAUAAUUCUUCCGUAUGUAAGUAAUGUACAAGUAGAACCGAUUGUUAUCCAAAUUGAUAAGCUCGAUUUGGUUUUAGAGGAGAACAGUGAUUUAGAUGCGAGCAGCAGUCCCAACAGCACACAAUCGUCUAGUGGUUCUAGCAAGGGUAGCGGUUAUGGAUUUGCUGAUAAGGUUAGUUUUGAAUUUGACAUGACUAAUAUGAGUUAUGCAUCUCUGCACCAUAUGCAUUGUUCUUCCAUUGCUUAUAGGUUGUAUGCAAAUGGAAAUUUGGAUUCAGCAGUUGAUUUUUAUCAUUACCAGAUUGCCGAUGGAAUGACCAUUCAGGUUACCACUGUUAAUCUUCUACUUGAAACAUGUGGGGGUGCACAACGUGGGGAGGGGCCGCUUGGCUCUACAUUGUGUUCAAUGGCUUCACCAUUGGCAUCAAUUACUAUACACAACCUUUUAUUAUAUACCACAAAUGAAAACUGGGAGGUAGUAAACCUUAAAGAAGCACGAGACUUCUCCAACAACAAAAAGUUCAUAUAUGUAUUCAAGAAACUUGAAUGGGAAUCUUUGUCCAUUGAUCUCCUGCCUCAUCCUGAUAUGUUCGCCGAUUUCAGUUUAGCACAUGCUCAGGAAGGAGCCUCCCAGAGAGAUGAUGAUGGUGCAAAGCGAGUUUUCUUUGGCGGAGAACGUUUUCUGGAAGGAAUAUCUGGAGAGGCUUAUAGAACUGAACAAAACAGUCCACUAGGGCUUGAGGUCCAAUUACAUAUUCCAGAAGCCGUCUGUCCUGCAUUGAGUGAACCAGGACUACGUGCUCUUCUCCGCUUCAUGACUGGGUUUUAUGUGUGUCUUAAUAGAGAUGUGGAUCUACAGGCUAAGCAGCGAUCUACAGAAGCAGCAGGACGUUCUCUUGUCUCAAUUGUUGUGGACCACAUAUUUCUCUGCAUCAAAGAUGCUGAGUUCCAGCUUGAACUUUUGAUGCAGUCUCUCCUUUUUUCUCGGGCCACAGUUUCUGAUGGAAAAAUUGCCAAUAAUCUGACAAAGGUGAUGCUUAGUGGAAUGUUCUUGAGGGAUACCUUCUCACGCCCUCCUUGCACUCUAGUGCAACCAUCCAUGAAAGCUAUCACGGAAAAUGCUGCACAGAUUCCUGACUUUGCAAAGAAUUUUUGCUCUCCUAUAUAUCCCCUUGGAGACCUCCAUUGGCAGAUAAGUACUGGUAUUCCUUUGAUAUGCCUCUACUCUCUUCAGGUCAAGCCCUCUCCAGUGCCACCAUGUUUUGCUUCACAAACAGUUAUUGCUUGCCAGCCUCUUAUGAUUCACCUUCAAGAAGAAUCAUGUCUGAGGAUAUCUUCCUUUUUAGCUGAUGGAAUUGUUGUCAAUCCUGGGGCUAUUUUACCUGAUUUUUCAGUAAAUUCCUUGGUAUUUGUUCUCAAGGAAUUAGAUGUUACUGUUCCAUUGGAUGUGAGUCAAUCAGAAAACACAACUGACAGCGGGAACUCUACUGUCCACAAUGCCUUUGCUGGAGCAAGGCUUCAUAUUGAAAAUUUGUUCUUCUCAGAGUCACCGACGCUAAAACUCAGGCUACUGAACCUGGAAAAGGAUCCUGCUUGCUUUUGUCUCUGGGAGGGACAGCCAAUAGAUGCUAGCCAGAAGAAAUGGACUACUGGAGCAUCCCACCUUACUCUAUCUCUGGAAACAUCUUCCAGCUUAAAUGGGACACUGAGUUCUAAUGGGAUGACCUCAGGCUCAUGGAGAUGCGUGGAACUACUAGAUGCUUCUGUGGAGGUUGCCAUGAUAUCGGCUGAUGGGAGUCCAUUAACAAAUGUUCCUCCCCCAGGUGGUAUUGUCAGAGUUGGAGUUGCUUGUCAACAAUAUCUUUCCAACACUUCUGUAGAGCAGUUAUUCUUUGUCCUUGAUCUUUAUGCAUACUUUGGCAGAGUUAGUGAAAAGAUUGCCUCAGUUGGCAAGGAUAAGAGACCAAAGAUAACUAGGAAUGAAUCUUCACAUGUUAGGCUAUUGGAUAAGGUUCCCUGUGACACUGCAGUAAGCUUAGCAGUGAAGGAACUACGACUUCAAUUUUUAGACUCUUCUGCCUCAGAUAUUGAGGGAAUGCCUCUGGUUCAGUUUAUUGGGGAAGAUCUUUACAUAAAAGUUGCUCAUAGAACCCUCGGCGGUGCCAUUGCCAUUUCAUCCUCUAUAUGCUGGCAGAGUGUUGAGGUGGACUGUGUAGAGACUGAGGGAAGCUUGGCACAUGAAAAUGGCACACUGACAAGUUCUGUUGAAAACGGUUGUCUCGUAACUGCAAAUGGAUACCCUCAACUAAGAUCUGUGUUUUGGGUGCACAACGGACAGAAAUAUCAAGCAAAUGGUGUUACUUGUACAAUCCCAUUUCUAGACACAAGCAUGGUACAUGUGAUUCCAUUAAGCGAACAGGAUCAAGAAUGCCAUAGUUUAAGUGUUUCUGCCUGCAUAUCUGGUGUUCGCCUGGGUGGAGGAAUGAACUAUGCUGAAGCUCUACUCCAUCGGUUUGGAAUACUGGGGCCUGAUGGUGGCCCAGGGGAGGGACUUUCUAAAGGAUUAGAAAAUUUAUCGGCUGGGCCACUUUCUAAACUUUUCAAAGGGUCCGCUCUUAUUGACAAUCUAAAAGAAGAUGGAAGUCCAUUAGAUGGCAAAGUUGAUGGAGUUUUACACCUUGGAAUGCCAAAUGAUGUGGAUGUGUGCAUAGAAUUCAAAGACUGGUUAUUUGCUCUUGAAGGUGCACAAGAGAUGGCUGAUAGGCGGUGGUUUUACAACCAUGAAGAUGUGGGGAGAGAAGAGAGGUGUUGGCACACAUUGUUCCAAAGUUUGCAGGUAAAAGCAAAAAGUAGUCCAAAGAAUGAGCUGAAUGGAAAAGAAAAACCAAAUCGAAAACUGAAAUAUCCUGUGGAAUUAGUUACGGUUGGUGUGGAAGGCUUGCAGAUCUUGAAGCCACAGGGACAGAAGGGCAUUUCUAUGCCUGCAAAUGGGAUAAAGGAAGUUGUGGAGACAUCUGGAGGAAUCAAUCUUGAAGUUUGCAUGGUGGCAUCGGAGGAAGAUGUUGAUGAUGAGAUGGCCAAGUGGGCUGCGGAAAACUUGAAAUUUUCUGUCAAGCAACCAAUUGAGGCUGUUGUGACCCAAGAUGAACUCCAGCACCUUGCAUUGUUGUGCAAGUCUGAAGUUGAUGCGAUGGGUCGGAUAGCUGCCGGUGUCCUGAGGCUACUCAAGCUCGAAGGGUCAAUUGGCCAGGCAGCCAUAGACCAACUUAGCAACCUUGGAAGUGAGGGCUUUGACAAGAUUUUCACCCCAGAAAGGCUCAGCAGGGGUACUAGUCCUGCCAGCGUUGCUUUCUCUCCGUCGUCACAUCUGAUUAAUGAAAGCCCACGAUCAACUGUGGAAUCAACAGUAGCUUCACUUGAGGAAGCAGUUUUGGAUUCACAGGCCAAAUUGGCUGCCCUUAUUACUGAUUUCACUAGUUCAGGAUCCUCCACACAGCAUCUUGCUGAUAUUAAACAACUCAGUGAGAUUCUUGAAAGCAUGCAGAGUAUGGUGAUGCAAUUAAGGAUCAAAAUUUGA